UACUUUUUCAAACUUUUAUUAUUAUUAUUUUGAAACGUCAAUAUAAUAAGUAUAAAUUUUAAGUUGACACUUGUACAACUAUCAUAUUGGUUCUUCAAACUCUACACUUUUCUUCUAAAUAUGAAUGCUCAUGUUUUAGACAUGCUAUAUAUCUUUUUGCUGUCCCUAUACUAAUAUUGUUUGUUUCUUUACAAGAAACUUUUAAAUUUUAUUUAUCUUAAAAUAAAUAUCAACCUCGGAAUUCCAAGAGCCUCUCCUUGGCCGUGAUGACUACUAACCUCAAUCAAGAUUGGCCCGAACCCAUAGUCCGUGUCCAAUCCCUCUCGGAGAGUGGCUGCUCCGCCGUCCCUUCUCGUUACAUCAAGCCUCCGUCUGACCGCCCUAAUGUUUUCUCUGUCGCCUCUCCCUCCAUGAACAUCCCAAUCAUUGACAUCUACGGUUUCGCUCUCGACCAAGACGACUCCCUUCGACAAACCAUUCUAAACCAAAUCUCUGAUGCCUGUCGUAAUUGGGGGUUCUUUCAAAUCAUUAAUCAUGGCAUCCGGGGUGAGCUUCUCGACGAUGUUCGCCGUGCGUGGUAUGAUUUUUUCAAAUUGUCGGUAGAAAUGAAACAAGCUUAUGCUAAUAAUCCUAAGACUUAUGAAGGCUAUGGUAGUCGCCUUGGUGUUCAAAAAGGAGCUAUUCUUGAUUGGAGUGACUACUUUUUUCUUCACUAUCUUCCUUCUCAUCUCAAAGACCAUAGUAAAUGGCCAGCUAUACCUGACUUUAUUAGAGAAAUGACAGAGGAGUAUGGGGAAGAAGUAGUGAAGGUAGGAGGACAAUUGUUGAAGCUUUUAUCACUAAAUUUGGGGCUUCAAGAAGGGUAUCUACAAAAUGCAUUUGGAGGAGAAGAGGUGGGAGCAUGUUUGAGAGUGAAUUAUUAUCCAAAAUGCCCACAACCAGAGUUGACGUUGGGGCUAUCGUCUCACUCCGACCCCGGUGGAUUGACGUUCCUACUUCCAGACGAUAAGGUCGCUGGACUUCAAGUUCGGAAAGACGAAAAAUGGAUUACUGUCAAACCAGCUGCUCAUGCUAUUAUAGUUAAUGUGGGGGAUCAAGUUCAGGUUCUAAGCAAUGCAAUAUACAAAAGUGUGGAGCAUAGAGUAAUUGUAAACUCAGAUAAAGAACGUGUUUCAUUGGCUUUCUUCUACAAUCCAAAGAGUGAUAUUCCAAUAGAGCCAGCAAAAGCCCUAAUUACGCAAGAUAGACCCGCGCUUUAUCCUCCAAUGACAUUUGACGAAUACCGACUUUUCAUUAGGACGAGAGGUCCUCAAGGUAAAUCCCAAGUAGAUGCACUAAAGUCGCCAAGAUAACCCAUGGAUUCAAAUCAUAUCAGCCUCUGGAAGUUCCUUUGUUUGUUUUCUUUUUCUUUUUAAUUCCAAUAAAUUUUUGUUUACUUGUAAAUUCACUUGAAAAAGAAAGAAGGAAGAAGAAAUAAAUCCAAUUAAUCCCACUAGAUAAAAAUGGGGGACCAUAUAGGGAAAAUAUAAAGUAAAUUAUGUUGUUUA
Cucumis sativus (cucumber) is the source of this 1547-nucleotide messenger RNA. RefSeq names its product probable 2-oxoglutarate-dependent dioxygenase At5g05600. The record is from RefSeq and is a predicted model, not a curated record. The transcript has 3 exons. Bases 267 to 1352 code for a protein of 361 amino acids. NCBI's taxonomy places the organism in Eukaryota, Viridiplantae, Streptophyta, Magnoliopsida, Cucurbitales, Cucurbitaceae.